AUGUGCCCCCAGAGGUACAUUACGUUUAAGAACCACUGGACUCUUGUGAAUUGAAAUUAAAAUAAUACUAGUUUAUCUAAGUAUUAACUCAAAGAAUAAUUAGCUUUACUGCUGGGUUAGUGACAUUUGAGAUCCAUUUUGACUGUCGAAUGGUAGUUUUAUUGUGGCGAAAGCGCACCGGAAGUUGUUCAGUGUCGCUCCCGUUCCGGUUGACCGUUUGUGGUGAGAGCCGGAGGGCGGUAGUCUGUCAGGCAGUGAAAGAGAAGGCGGAGACCAACUCAGAGCCGAAAACUCAGCCUCUUCUGGAUCACGUUCAACUCCGCUGAACGACCCCACAAUACGAUCCAAAAAAGUAAGACUGGAAGAGGAAGGAAGACAAGAAAAAAAAGUGCAAAAAAAGAGAAAAAAACAAAACCCCGCAACCAACUUCUUCUAAGUCGCCAAGAAUUGUCUUCCGGUGUUAAUUUUUUUGGUGCUUGUUUUUCUUCGCAAGAGAAACCCCUCCAAAAGCACAAGGUUUGAGCGUGAGAAAUGUGAAGCUACCGGUGUUUGAAGCAGGCUCCAGGAGACUCCUUGUUAAUCCAUGCAGUACAGUGCAAUGGAUGAAUUUCAUCCCUUCAUCGAGGCACUUCUUCCUCACGUCCGUGCCAUCGCCUACACCUGGUUCAACCUCCAGGCCAGGAAACGCAAGUACUUCAAGAAGCACGAGAAGCGAAUGUCCAAGGAUGAGGAGCGCGCGGUGAAGGACGAGCUUCUGAGUGAGAAGCCCGAGGUGAAACAGAAAUGGGCGUCCAGGCUGCUAGCCAAGCUGCGGAAGGACAUCCGGCAGGAGUACCGGGAGGACUUCGUCCUCAGUGUGACGGGCAAGAAGCCCCCGUGCUGCGUGUUGUCCAACCCGGACCAGAAGGGCAAGAUCCGCCGGAUUGACUGUUUGCGGCAGGCCGACAAAGUUUGGCGCCUGGACCUGGUGAUGGUCAUCCUCUUCAAAGGCAUCCCCCUGGAAAGUACGGACGGCGAGCGCCUCGUCAAGUCUCCGCAUUGCACCAACCCAGCACUUUGUGUCCAGCCUCACCACAUAACAGUAUCGGUCAAGGAGCUGGACUUGUUUCUAGCAUACUAUGUCCAGGAUCAAGACUCGCAGCAGUCAGGAAGUCCAAGUAACAAUGAGCCAGGCAAAAACCCUCUUCCAGUUUACUUGGAAGACAGUUUCAUCAAAUCAGGAGUCUUCAGCGUUGCCGAGUUGGUGCGAGUGUCCCGAAUGCCCAUCACCCACGGCGCAGCGGUACCUUUCUCCAUGGCGGACAUGCCCGGCCAACACUACUACCAUGACCUGAACUCCAGUGUGGGACUGCACCGCUCCCUGUCCUCCCCUCCUGGCAGUAAAAGGCCUAAAACGGUCAACAUGGAGGAGAACAUGGACACCAGCCCGACUGGACCAGACUUCUACUCGUCACCAAGCUCACCAGCCAGCAGCCGGGCAAACUGGCACGACAGAGACGGAGACAUGUCUUCUCCCACCAUGAAGAAGCCAGAGAAGCCGCUGUUCAGCCCCACCUCCCCGCAGGACUCCUCGCCACGACUCAGCACUUUCUCUCAGCCGCAUCACCUAUCAAGUGGGGGACACAGUGUUAUAUCAACAAGGACCCCCCCACCCCACUCGCCACUGCAGUUUUCCACCUCCACCAUCCUGCCCCCGGCGCCCGCGUCCUAUUUCUCGCACCCCACCAUCCGCUACCCGCCACACCUCAACCCUGCCGACCCCCUCAAGAGCUACGUGCAGUCGUACGACCCGUCCAGCCCGCAGAGCAGCCAGACGAACAGCAGCGGCCAGGGGGUCGGAAAGGUCCCAGGCCACUUCACCCCCGUCUUGGCUCCUUCUCCCCACCCUGGCACUGUGCGACCCGUCUCCCUUUCCAUGCCCGACACCAAGCCCAUCACGACAUCAACAGAAGGCUACUCCACUCCCGGCACCCCCACGGCUAACCGUUUUGUAGGCCUGAGCCCCAGAGAUCCCGCGUUCCUGCACCAGCAGCAGCUGAGGAAGUGUGACUGGAGCGUGACUCAAAACGGCAGGCAUUAUGGCCCCAGUGCCACUGACGACACUUUGGGGAUUACUUGGCAAAGUCCUGGUACCUGGGCGAGCUUAGUUCCAUUCCAAGUGUCGAACGGGACUCCGAUUCUGCCAACAAAUGUCCACCAGAACUACAGCAUAAACAUCAUUGGUGAACCCCUGGUCCCCGCUGAGACGGGGAACUGAGCAGGCCCCAUCCCCGACCCACCCUCCCCCUACUUUUGGGGGUAGGCGCGGGAGCGUUUUUGGCGGCGCGGAAACGAGCACUACAGGCGUGGACGAAACCAGCAAAGCAGCCGGCGCCGCAUGGCAUCCCCCUCCCUCCUGCUCACCUCAACUCUACCACACACACCCCCUCCCCCCUCCGCUCCUGUACCUCCUCCUGAUGACGGACGCCGGUCCUGAAGUGAAGACGAGGGACGGCUCAGAGAGGAGGACGCUUCAGGUCUGCCGUCUCCCGGCGCACACCCACCAGUCAGCUGUCGUGUUUGCAGAACUGUCGGAUUCAUUCAGAUACUGUGAUGUAUAGAUGCCUUAAUGUUUGAUUGCAUGACACUCUAGACUCUUAGCAGCGAUUCCUACUAUUUUUCCACAAUGGAGGCAGAUUUAAGGUUUAAAAAAAGAACAACACAUAAUCCAGGGUGGAGUUGGGAGGGGCGGGUCUUGCGUUUUGACACCUGCCCGGUUGGAUGGCAGGUGAGACUCACUGUGUACAACCAUAGGAACAAAAACAAAAUUGUGAAUUUAGAGUGUUUCUUCUUCCGUUUGAUUUCAGUUUACUGUGACUCGAUAAAAAAAAAAAAUUUUUUUUGUUUGUUUGUUUAUUGCUACUUAUUUCAAGAAUUAAUGCAAACACUUAUGGCAAGAGUUGAAAACUCUUCACGCAGUUUUGAAAAAACACUAAAUGCUUGAGAUUGGACCCUUCCUGAAGAGAAUUUGCAACUCCUUUUCAAAAGGAUCAUUUUAUUUUGGAAAAAUAAAAAAAAGAAGAAGAAGACGACGAAAAAUAGCGACAGAGGCAAGUGCAAUUGAAUUUUUGUUGUUGUUUUUGUUUCGAAGGGAAGCUAUCAGUCUCUCAGCCCUAAGACUCUAAAGGAAGGGUGAUAAAGAAUGAAAAAAAAAAUGUUCCAGGAAUCAUUCGGUCACAUAUCCGUCUCUUCGCUUGAGGGAAAAAAAAAAAAAAAAACAUUGUUAAAGGCAGUCGUUAGCAAAGCAUUAAGCUACCUGUGCAGAGCAAAACCAGCACUUACCUUGAGCCCUCCCCAUUAUAACGGGGAGAUUCUUUUUUUUAAUUUAUUUUUUGGGGUCAAAAAUAAAAAAUAAAAACACCUGAAAUGAAUCAUGAAAUGAAACACACACAGUGUGUGACAGACGUUUUAUUUUUGAAAUGUUGAGCGCAUUUGGCCAUCAGCUUGUAAAGCUUGUGUUUACAGGGAGAAAACAAGAAAGAAAGAAAUCAUGGAGUGUUAAUGAAUGAAAAUUUAUGAAUAUUGUAAAUGUACUGUAGACUUCACGAGUAACGCUUGUGUAAGGUUUUACUCUUAACGGUUGGAAAAUUCAAAUCCAGGUUAUGGCAAAUCCCUGAAAUCUCGAAAAAAGAAAGGGGGGGGCGGGGUCUCUACCAAGCCGCCGCCCCCUCCAUUCCAGAAAAGAAAGCAACUCUCCAGUUCUCUUAAUUUGCACGAUAACAUAAAGUCCACAUGACGUGCCUUGCCUUUGAAAAUAGAGACAUCACUACACUUGUUUUUGCUGCAUUUAUCAUUAUAGAAAAAAGAAAGAAAUUAACAUUUUUAUGAUAAUUGUUUUGUUUUGUACUCUGAAUGAAAUUGUUGAUUUUUAACUUCAUGUACUACUCUUUCUCACAGUUACAUCGCAUAUCAAAGCUGUGUAUAGUUGCAGUUUGAAAGUUUGUAAUCAACCAGCUUUUGUGUUUUUGUUUUCCUCAGUAUUUUUUGGUGUUUUUUUUUCUUCUAAUCUUGUCAUCUUUUUUUUCCCUCUCUUUUCUUUAACGCGUUCAUCUUCCAGUUACUAUUGCGGGAGGGUGGAGUUUGGAAUUAUGAAAAUUAUGCAAUACCAAGUUUUGCCUAUGUAGGUAGUGCUUAUAGAUGCGUUAAUUAUUAGAGGCUAGUUCAGAGGUAGAUGAUAUCGUAAUGCAUUUAUUUAGUUGAUAUUGUUGUUUGUCGUCGGUGUUGUUGUUGAUGUUGCUGUUGUUGUUGCUGUUGUUGUUGUUGUGGGUGUUCUUCCUCUUUUUUUUGUUUUUUUCGUUUAAUCGACCAAAGUGGGGACUGCUUUCUAUGCAGCGUGAGACAAGGUCUGUUUUUUUACUUUUCAUUCUCUCUUCAACAAACAAAAAGGAGCCAUGGCGACAUGAUGACUUUAUGUAUUUGGAGCUUUUAUUUUCGGCGAUUACUGGAAAAAAACAACAACAAAAGGUUGCAAAGUCCCUGAUUGGUGCCAACCAUUGACUGUAGAACAGAACUGGACUGAAAAAAAGGGCUUACUUGCAGAUCCAACAAAAUAAAGUUGCAAUUUUUUUGUAAUGCCAACGCCGCAAUGUUGGAGCCAGAUGACAUCCGUAAGCACGAGGUGGUUUAAGUUAUUGUUUCUAUGGCAGCCAAUCAGGAGUGAGUUUGUUGGAAGUCCACACCCCUUCCACAUGAAACUAGGCUACAUCUGUUAAUGAGUAAUAGCUAUUUAUUUCUCUAUAGACGUUUAUGGGAAUUUGGCUUCUAAUAGCCAGCGGGUACUUCCUGUUUGGAAUGUGAGGGGGGAGGGGUCACUCAGUCCAGUUCUCAUAUACAGGCAAUUGUGCCAACACCUCCAAUUUCUUUUUUUUCUUUUUUUUUCUUUGUGGGAGAGACUGCUUGACUUGAGCUGGACAAUCGUUUUUUUGCGUCGGGGAUCUCUGGGAUCCCCUUUAGGGCCGCGGCUAAGGACGGACACGCUUGUAAAAGAUGUCGCCAGAUGCAAAAUCCCGAGUAGAUGCCUUAAAACCCAUCAGCAAAGUGGCCUGUGACCUGCGCAACAAUCACACACCGACGUAUGCUAGCGAGACCUGUCCAAAAUCAAGCUCCCGGCAGGCUCAAGCAAGCCUUUAGAAAGUAUUUUAUAGAUUUGUAUAAAUGUAAAUAAUUACUACGCACAUUGAAACUAGCGGAACCAGUCGUCCAGCAAACCGGUAGAAUCUUAUUAGAACCCACCCGGAGGAAAAUAGAGCACUUAAAUAGCACAUAGGCAAUCAUCCUGUCCCUUCAGUCAGUGCUCAGAAGUCACUCGAAACCUCUCAGGCGUAUCCCAGGGCAUUAUUUGUGUCAAUCAUUGUCUUCUGAAGUAGGAAGUAGAAUAUAAUAAAAAAAAAGUAAACUCUUGGCAGAGAAGUAGCGCCUCCGGUGCUGCCAUGACACUUUUUUGCACUCUUUCCCUACAAUCGUGAAAGACGCGCUCGCAGAGAGGGCUACGGAGCAGAAAUCAUGAAAUGAUCCUCAAGUCAAGCUCGAUCUCUCCACUUUUACACGUAUAAUUAGAAAAAACAACAACAAAGACAGUCAUGCUGUUGUAUGUGCAGUUUCUUCAUCUUCUUUUUUUUUUUUUUAAAGAAAACUGUAAGUACUUUGCAGCCUUUGGAGACCCCGCUGAGGUGCGUUGACUGUGCGUGGAUGUGUUAAAAUUAAACCAGACUGUACAUAGCGGUUUAUGUCCCGGUCGGUGGCGUUGAACUUUCAGUGCGAACACGUGAAUGUCUGAGCGGGAUCGCACAGCCAGAGGAGAUGAUGAGGGACAAAUGAAAGCCUGCCGAAGGACAGGAUUGUGUACACUGUAAACUCUUCUGGGGAGUUGUAUGUAAAUCUUUAUUUUUUGAGGGAAGAAGGUCCAUUUUUAGGAAUAUUUUUGAUUGAUUUUAGAGUUAGAGCUCCCCCCAUUUCCCUGAUUGGUAGAAUACAAAGUGUUUUUAUCAGGAGUUACUAUGUAAAAACAAAAUAAAAGCGGUGUUAGGGCAGGACAUUUGAAAAAGAACAACAGUGAAGGCUUUUGCUUUUAAUUGUUUCUGUUAAUGUUAUUUCUAGUUUGGUGUUUCUAUUGGGGGGGGGGACCUGACGUAAAUAUUUGAAUUGUUCUCCUAGUGAGCCCAUAGCCAGUGGAUUGUGGGUAAUCACGUUUUGUGGGUGUGAGUUGGUGUCGCAGAAGGUUUUGGCGUGUUUCUCGUAGCAGCUGGGAAGUGAUGUCAGUUAAAAAAAAGAUUAUUUUUUUUAAUUCCCCCCCAGAUUGCACCUAACCUUAAGUGAGAGGCCGGGUAACAACAGACAACAACAAAACACACUGCUGCAGCGACUAACAUCCAUAUUUUUCUGUCUUAUUUAUGUUUCCUUGUGGUUCUGGUGCAAAAGAAUCGGUGCUACGUCGGCCAUCUUCUCUAGAAUUUGAAAAACCUUCGUUAUGAUACAUUUCCCAUCAACCCCAGGUGCUUCGCUAAAAGGUACUUGAUUUUAGUGUUGGAAUGUAGCACGUUUGAAUCAGUGUUUAGCCCAUUUUAGAAAGUAUUACCACUCUGAUCGCAAGGGAAGGGGAGGUUUUGUAUGCAAGGAGGACCUGUGGCCCUCAAGCAAUACGCGGGACUUUUAGUUUUUUUCUUGUUUUUCGUGAAAACGCCGUAGAAUCCGCCGGGCCCAUAAGGCAUUUUCACAGGAGCGGAAACACUCGCCUUUGCCCCACAUAAGCAAUACUCACCUUUUUCCGUAUUCAGGCUAGCUGCUAGCCACUCGGCAUCAGGUUGCUGUUAAAACCGAAACAUGACGAAACCAGCAUUUUUACCAGAUUUGAACCCCUCACCUAAAGGAGAUCAGACGAUAGCAAUGCAGUGCCUGUUCAAGCUGUGUCUGUUGUGUACAUACAUAUGAUGUAAAAUGUGAUAGACUUCCUGCUUGAUGAGAUCAAAAACAGCAGCUACUCAGAGGAAAAGUGCGGCAUCUCUUUUGUGACGUAUUCCUGCCCACUUCAGAUUUUAUUUUGAAAGGACGUGCUUCCCCCUUUUUUCUUUCUCUUUCCUGGAAGUGGACGAAAUAAGUCUUGGGAAGAGUCACCCCUCUCUGUUUGUUUUUUUUUCUCCCCCCCACAGCUGAUAUCUUGUUUUCUUUUUGGGGGGUGGGGCGGGGGUCUUGUGGCACUUUUACUUCCCUCUACGCGCCGUUUCAAGGAAACACGGUGGAGUCAGGAACAACAACAACAACACCAACAAGUGAGCAGUCUCCAGUAGUGAUCGUAGUUCCACUGCGAGUGUGUGCAACGGUCUAUGUAUGUAUCUGAAUGUACGUUUUAGAGGACUUCUUUUUUGUUUGUUUGUUUGUUUUUUUGUUCUAAUUUGCAGUUUAGGAGCCACAGGUGUCCAUUGUGAAUAGCGAAGGCCUUGAUAUCCCUUCUUUUACUUUUUUCCUUUGUUUUUUGUUUUUGUUUUUGUUUUUUAGAGACACCAAGCAGUAGGCAAUGCCUUCGAGCUGGUUACAUUUGAUGCAGGGGCUAAAAUUGCCACAAGAUUAAAAAUCAGUGUAAAUAAAGGCUCAACUUUUUGUGAUUGUUACUGUUAUAUCCAGCCUAUACUGCUAGCAGCUGUUUUUACUGCAGUCAAUUACUGGAAGUGGAUAUAUUUCCUAUGCAAAACUGUUUAAACAAUAAAAAUGAGCUAUGCUACAAAAAUAA
This is a messenger RNA of Oryzias latipes (Japanese medaka), 7762 nucleotides long. Its product is annotated as nuclear factor 1 B-type. Lineage: Eukaryota; Metazoa; Chordata; Actinopteri; Beloniformes; Adrianichthyidae. The record is from RefSeq and is a predicted model, not a curated record. Gene Ontology annotation, molecular function: DNA-binding transcription factor activity, RNA polymerase II-specific; RNA polymerase II cis-regulatory region sequence-specific DNA binding. Gene Ontology annotation, cellular component: nucleus. Gene Ontology annotation, biological process: regulation of transcription by RNA polymerase II.